Scomber scombrus (Atlantic mackerel) is the source of this 2106-nucleotide messenger RNA. It is a transcript of the gene elob, whose product is annotated as elongin B. Gene Ontology annotation, cellular component: VCB complex; elongin complex. NCBI's taxonomy places the organism in Eukaryota, Metazoa, Chordata, Actinopteri, Scombriformes, Scombridae. The record is from RefSeq and is a predicted model, not a curated record. Gene Ontology annotation, molecular function: protein binding. Bases 88 to 447 code for a protein of 119 amino acids. The transcript is spliced from 4 exons. Gene Ontology annotation, biological process: transcription elongation by RNA polymerase II.
UGCGCUGCAUGUGACUCUGCUCUGAUCUCUGCUGCAGCUUGGAGGCGUUUUUUUUUCUUCUUCUCUGUGUGCAACCAACCGCAAGAAAUGGACGUGUUUCUAAUGAUUCGACGUCACAAGGCGACCAUCUUCACUGAUGCCAAAGAGUCCACCACAGUAUACGAGCUUAAGCGCAUCGUGGAGGGAAUCUUGAAGAGGCCACCUGAAGACCAGAGGCUUUAUAAGGAUGACGUGCUGCUUAACGACAGUCAAACUCUUGGAAAUUGUGGCUUUACAAAUCAAACGGCCCGACCCCAGGCCCCGGCCACAGUGGGAUUAGCUUUCCGUCUGGGUGAUGAUUCAUUCGAGCAGCUGAGGAUCGAGUCCUUCUCCACUCCCCCAGAGCUUCCUGACGUCAUGAAGCCCCAGGACUCGGGCAGCACAGCCAACGAACAGGCUGUACAGUGAGGAGGAGACAGAGAGAGAGAGAGAGAGGGGCGGGGGGAAAGAAGAAGAAGAAAAAACAAAAAAAAACCAAGAGGGACACGAAUAGGGGGGGUCGGAGAGGGAGGACGCACCAGAGAGAGAGGGGAGGAAGGGAGAGGGGAGAGGGGGGGGGGGGGGGGGGGGGGGGGGGGGGUUUGAAUUUUUUUGGGAAGCGAUGCCUUCAGCGGUUGUGGACGACAGAUCUUCAACUGGGCACAAACAGUUACGAAAACACGGAUUCACCCUUUUUUUGUUGUAUAUGUGAGAAGGGCAGGUGGUUCAUUUAUCCCGAAAACCGGAGAACGCAUGCUAGAAUAACAAAAGAAAAAACAAAAAAAAUUGAUUUCACACAAGACCCUUCAGUGAUUACCUGAUGGACUUGUCACAACACUGUCAGUCAUCCAUGGGAUUUGGUAAAGGCUGAACAUAAAGAAUUGUACCUCGUAUUUAAUUAAUUCUAGUCUUUAUUUGGGGUAAGGUUAAUGCCGCCUUACUUGUGUUUUUUCUUUUCUUUUCUUUUUUUUUUCUUUUUAAAUUUUGCUGGCUUAAAUGUGGGAGUUGAUAAAGGUGUGACAUUUUUAGGCUUUUUAUGUUUUUGUGUGUGUAUUUCUUUAUUAAACUAUUACUAGGAUUUAACCUUUUUUUUUUUUGUGGGUCCUCAGCCUCGGAUAUGUGCGUGUGUGGCGACGAUAGCUAGGGAGUUUGUGAAUUUCUAAGUUACCUUCUGUAUUUCAAUUUCAAGAACUCUUUUUGAACAGAAUAAUAAUCAUAAUUAUACAAAAUAUAUAAAUACAACUUGUUUUGGCAAGAAAAAAUCCGGCAUUAAAAAAAGAGAUGAGCAUUUCCCGGUACUUUUACCUAUCAGUAGUCGUAGUUUUCAUAUAGCUGCUUACAUACGUUACUGAGACUGAACGCACUCACUCACUCAGUUUUGUGGGUAUCUCCAACACACGUGACGCUGGCGUGGACCUGGUGUUGAAAAUGGCAAAAAAUGACUGACAGGUAGUAGAGGGGGAAAAAAAGGAUUAGUAGUAAUUAUUGGUCAUUUUUUACCUCGCUAACAAAAGGUAGGAACUAACCAACCUUUCCUUCUCCAGUGUUUGAUUGUAGCACAUGACAUCUCAGAGGCCUAAAAGUGUUUAUAGUGAGCGUAAAGUUAAACAGGUUGUUUGUGGGAUGAGUGCCUGUAAUCAGCAGGCUGCACAUUUUGACCCUCCAUUACCCCCCCCCCCCCCCCCCCUCCAAUGCCCCCUACCCAAAAAUCACUGCCCCAUUUAGUUUUAGCUCAUGCUGCUGCGUGUGUGUGUGUGUUGUAUUAUACACCAUUAAAACCUUAAACACAUAGUUUUCCUAAAAAAAAAACAAUUUAAAGAGGAGAAUCAGAAACAAACUCAUCUGCACAUCAAAACUGAAAGCCUAACACAGGAACUCAUGAUCACAAAAACGACAAUUUAAAAAAAAGAAAAGAAGAAGAAGCCCUCCAUUGUUCACUACAGGGAGAAGAUAUUCUGACCUAGGGGUGUUGUUGACACAUUAAGGCGUUAAAAAACAAACAAAAAGCAUUUGCAAAUCGAGGCUGUUAAACAGUGAUCAACAAGUUGCACUUGUAACUGAUUUAACAUUAAAAACAACUGUUUUUCA